GUAAGUUUGGUGGGAAACGCUGUAAUUUCCUUUUUUACUUUCAAGGCACUAGUACAGAAUCGAGCAUGGAUGUCCUCUUUGUAGCCAUCCUUGCUGUGCCACUCAUCCUGGGACAAGAAUAUGAGGAUGAAGGACUGGAAGAGGAUGAGUAUUAUCAGGUGAUCUAUUAUUACACAGUUACCCCCAACUAUGAUGACUUUGGUGCAAACUUCACUGUUGAUUACUCUAUGUUUGAGUCAGAGGACAGGCUGAACAGGUUGGAUGAGGAGGUAAUGGAAGCAGUAGAGACUACCAUUAGUCGUGAAACAGAUCGUGCAGACCAUCAGAAGCCUGUGACAGAGAAACCAGUGACAAUGGAACCAACGCAAGUUACUGAUGGCUUCCACGUGCUGCACUCGUGAGCUGAGGCGCUGAAAGAGGGGGGAGAGGGGCCGGUUCCCAAGGAAGAGCCAAGAGCCCCACAUUUCAAGGCUCACACCUCAGGUCACACGACCAGCCUGCACACUCCAGCUGCGCGGCUCCGGCGCACCACCAUCCUAUUUAAGGUCACGGGCUCCGCCCUUUCCCUCCCCUCCCUUCAUUUCCACUCUUUUUCCAUCCUCCUCUUCUCGUCACCGGGUCCUCCUCGCUAGCCGCAUGUAGGGGCGGAGCACGGAAUGCUUACUUUCCAACCAAUCGUCACCUGACAGCCUCGUUAUUGGCCGAGCCCCUGUAUGCUGUAGCAAAUAGGAUGUGACCUUCAGUAACGAGAGUCACGUGCCACCGGCUACACAACCAAUGAGGGUGCGAG
Hippopotamus amphibius kiboko is the source of this 790-nucleotide messenger RNA. It is a transcript of the gene C1H1orf54, whose product is annotated as chromosome 1 C1orf54 homolog. The transcript has 5 exons. NCBI's taxonomy places the organism in Eukaryota, Metazoa, Chordata, Mammalia, Artiodactyla, Hippopotamidae. The record is from RefSeq and is a predicted model, not a curated record. The coding region runs from base 66 to 401 and encodes 111 amino acids.